GACCAAGGACUACUUCCUCAUUGGAACACUUUCUUCCUUUUCCUUUGGAGAGAACUCUUCUAGAAAAAGAUGAGCGUUCUGUCCAACCAGAUGCUCAGAAGCUCCCAGGAGUCUCUCUGCGGGGCUGACUCCGUGCAGGACCUGGCCCGUUACCCCCGUGCUUUGGCCUCGCGCCUGACCCACCAGGGGGGGCCGCGCUCCUCCAAAGCCCCCCCAAGGGAGCUGUGCCCACAGGAGCAGCAGGAGCUGAGGAGGAAGAUCAACAGUCGGGAGAGGAAGAGGAUGCAGGACCUGAAUGUGGCCAUGGAUGCCCUGAGGGAGGUGAUGGUGCCGUACGCCACCUCCCCCUCCUCAGCCCCAUGCGUGCCCGCCCACCAGCCGGGUGCCCCUCCCGGUCGCAGGCUCUCCAAGAUCUCCACGCUGGUCCUAGCCCGGAAUUACAUCCUGCUGCUGGGCUCGUCGUUGCAUGAGAUGAGGCGAAUGCUGGGCGAGCUGAGCGCGGGGGCGGGGCCGGUCCUGGGCCCCCGGCUGCUGCUGACGGGAGGCUGGCCCCUCGUCUCGGGCCCCGGUCAGCUCCUCCUCGCCAGGGAAUCCUUCCCCGCCUCAUCUGCCAUCAAGUGUCCCCUGCUCUCUUCCAUGGAGGCCCCGCCGGCCCCGGUGCAGUGGGCGUCGGGGAUUCCCUCGGGGGUGCCCCUGUGCCCGUGCAGCGUGUGCAGACUGCCCAGGUUCAGACCACCCGGCCCCCUUCCGAGAUUCCCAAAGUGACAUUCCCAAUGAGACUUUUUUUAUUCCUAAAUUGGCUUAGCCGCUAACGCUAGUCGAUGCUAACAAAGUGCUAUCUAACAACCCUUUGAUGUCAAGUUAAAAAUGGCGGUCCUGCUGAAGUCCCGCCCUUCCCCCUCUUGUCCUAACCAGCAAAAGAUCAAAAAGGUUUCUCGCCAGGAUUGGCGGCUCCUCCUCGCGCUCGCUGCACAAAGCGUUCAGACGGACAGAAAAUGUUGCCGCUGAAUGGCGAGCCCGCCGCCAGCGUGAGAGGCGGCCAUUGUGGGCGGGCCCUCGAGGUGAUGGACCCGGGCCCGAGUGCUCUGGGAGGAUUACGCCUGUAAAAAGGAGCGACGGCGUUAAAGGGACACGCGGGACGCCAUUAAGGGAGAUUACGGCAAAUAAGGCGUGAUGAGGAGGAGGUGGGGGGCGGGGCUUUAUGAUAGAUCAAAGAAAAUUGGUCAAACUUGUCCAGGCUCAUUUGCAUAAAGCUGUACACGGAUUAUUAGCUACCUUGCUACUUUACACACUCGCUACCUUUAACCCCCCGCCCCCGUCUUGAGUGCCCCUCCAAGAGGGUCUCGCUUUUUGCCGCCUGCUGGCCUCAUUGUUGCGGCGUGGCAGGGGUCUUUGUCUUUGCACUUUAACUCCUUUCUCUCACACACACACACACACACACACACAACACAACACACACACGCUCACACUCACACACGCACGCACACACACACUUGCCUUGUUGGCCAUAGCAGCUGAUUUUCUCUCUCAUUUCCCGUCAACGUUUCACCCACAAAGUGUCAUUAACUGGUGAUUAAAGCGUAAUUAGUGUGUACAAG
Molecule: messenger RNA, 1598 nt
Organism: Nerophis lumbriciformis (worm pipefish)
Lineage: Eukaryota; Metazoa; Chordata; Actinopteri; Syngnathiformes; Syngnathidae
Gene: olig1
Product: oligodendrocyte transcription factor 1
Biological process (GO): sensory organ development; axon development; positive regulation of transcription by RNA polymerase II
Cellular component (GO): nucleus
Molecular function (GO): E-box binding; protein dimerization activity; DNA-binding transcription factor activity, RNA polymerase II-specific
Source: RefSeq, a predicted model, not a curated record